Messenger RNA from Funneliformis caledonium, 187 nucleotides. The record is from the annotation of a GenBank genome assembly. NCBI's taxonomy places the organism in Eukaryota, Fungi, Glomeromycota, Glomeromycetes, Glomerales, Glomeraceae.
UGCAAGUGCACCUGAGAUUAGAAAUCUUUGGAACGAUCGAUCAAAUAUGCCCGCCCCUUUGUUCUUCGAACUGCAGGGUGAAAAAAAGGUUGACUGUACAUACAUCCUGAAAUCUAUGAUUGAGGGAGCAGGCGAUCUUGCUGAAGCAUAUUUCGAUUCUGUGCGGACAAAUGCAGGAAGAAAAUAG